AUGAAAAAGAGUGAUGAUGAGAGUGUGAUAGAGUUCGAGCAGAGGUUCACUACCUUGAGUUACCAUGUGCCUUACCUGAUUCCUAAUGAGAAGACCAUGAUUGAGAUGUUCAUUGGGGCACUUAGUGGUGUGUAUGCAGGUAGGAUGACCGGGGUAGUGUACCCGACUUUUCUUGAUGCGGUUGGUGCAACUAUGGCUAUUGAGACCAAGAGAGCAUAUAGUGCUCGGCCCCGAGAUUUCAACGGUCCUAGUCAGGGUCCAUCUAAGAAGGCUGCUUCCUCAUCCAUUUCUAGAUCUUCAGCUAGUAGUGGCCAUAGUAGUGGAUCGAGCUCUGGUGCUAGGAACAGAGCUAAAAGACGUUUCAAGAUGUCUUCCCGGAGUCAGUUGGGUAAACAGCAGACUAGACAGUUUGGUUUGGGUGGCAGCUUCCAGGGUGGAACAUCUGGUGGUCAGGCUUUUUCCUUUGGGCAGCAGCAGUCUGCGGGAUGCUUUGAGUGUGAUGGCUCCAAGACAGGGCAAGGUCGGAGAGGUUAUCUGCAGGAGGGGGCAUGGGAUGCUAUACAUGUUAUUGAGGUGGGUCCAGAGGAGGAAGGAACAACCAAUUACCGUUUAACCAGCACUGUAAUGCUAUCUUUGACUACCGAUAAUGAGCCAUCUGGCACAUUCAGUUUGUCUGGUUCGCUUAGAAGACAGAUGAAUAUGAGGCUCUCAGUUGAAGAAGGUCAUCUGUGUAACAUGGGAAGAAUGAUAGAAGAAAUGGAGGGUAAGCUGCGAAACUCGCUGGAACAGGUUUAUUUUGGGAAGACGAAAGAAAUGGUUUGCACUCUAAGACCACCAGCUGAAGUAGUGAUGAGACUGCCAAGCAGCUGAGGUGGCAUUGUAUGGCGAUUACAAUUAAAAAGGAAGACUGUCGCAUAUGCUUCUUCUCAUAUUUGCUUGACAGUGUGAUUAACUAUAUUUUUGUUUGUGUACUUGGUAUGUUAUUGUAUUUGAUAACUUAAGAGUCAGUCUGCUACUGCACAAUUGAGAUGUCUGGUUUGUCAAUUGAAGCGCCUCGUGGACUUUUCAUUUUCA
Molecule: messenger RNA, 1074 nt
Organism: Fragaria vesca subsp. vesca
Lineage: Eukaryota; Viridiplantae; Streptophyta; Magnoliopsida; Rosales; Rosaceae
Product: probable F-actin-capping protein subunit beta-like
Exons: 5
Coding region: 1-870 (289 amino acids)
Biological process (GO): cell morphogenesis; barbed-end actin filament capping
Cellular component (GO): F-actin capping protein complex
Molecular function (GO): actin filament binding
Source: RefSeq, a predicted model, not a curated record